Cooperia oncophora is the source of this 432-nucleotide messenger RNA. The record is from the annotation of a GenBank genome assembly. Lineage: Eukaryota; Metazoa; Nematoda; Chromadorea; Rhabditida; Trichostrongylidae.
UUGUUUCAGAAGCACAAGUGGACCGAACGAUUUGUCAUCUUGGUGUCAGACGGCGAUCGUGAUACGGGACCAGGCUGUUUCAAUUUUGGCUUCCCUUCCAUUCAACUGCAAUGGCAACAGGGUCAAACAAUCCAGAUUCCCGGAAUCGGCCCCUACACUUUCCCCAGUAUCCCGGUCCCGACUCUUGUGCAAGGUGCACCACAGUGUGAUCAGAAGCAGCAACAUAUGCUGAGUUUCUCUCAAGAAGAUGAAGCACGUAAGGUGCGAUCUGACGGGAAUAGGAUUAUAUACGUUGUUGUUGGAGCUAAUAGCCAUGAAUACGAGAGUCGAAAGAACAAGAUUAAUGAUAUGGCCGGGGGCUCUCACAACGUGAUAUACGCCGGCGGAUUCGAUCACAAUCCCGGAUUAGCCAUUUUGAUGUACGAGAUGUAG